Molecule: messenger RNA, 2928 nt
Organism: Knipowitschia caucasica
Lineage: Eukaryota; Metazoa; Chordata; Actinopteri; Gobiiformes; Gobiidae
Source: the annotation of a GenBank genome assembly
AUGCCGAAAAUGAAGCUUCUAUUCAACACGUCCGAGGGCCCGACGGCGGCGUGUGCCCCAACAAGUGCCCCAACAAGUGCUCCCGAAGCCCGCGGAGACAGUGGACCUCUGCCCCUGAACAAGGAGACGGUGUUCGAGUGGUUCGGCCUGCAGCUGGAGCCUGUCCGCCGCCUGGAGUUCAUGUGCGGGCUGCUGCACAUGUGCCAGCCGCUGGAGCUGCGCUUUCUGGGCUCAUAUCUGGAGGAUCUCGCCCGUAAAGACUUCCACAUCCUGCGGGACUUUGAGAACCGUGCUAACAGCCCCGCGGAGCUGGCCUCUCUAACGGACGUGUGUGACCCAGUGGUCCGCUCCAAGCUGCUGGUGUGUCUGUCUCUGCUGGGCUCUGACAGCAGGGACUGUGCGGGACUGCUGUUCCAGAGCCUGGCCAGAGUGGACCCUGUGCACUGCUACCACACCUCCGUGUCCUGUCCGCCCGGGACUCACACUCAGGGCUCGGGCUCGGAGCUCCACCAAGCCGCCCUGGCUGCUCUGGACCAGCUGGCUCUGCUGUUUACGAUGGCGUCUCUCCACCCUGCGUUCCACUUCCACCAACGACAAAUGCUCCGAGCUCAGCUCGACAAGACUCAGCUCAUAGUGGAAGAAGAGGUGCGUCAAAGUCUGCUGCAGAGGAGCACACAGGAGCUGGAGCGACAGUCUCGGGUAGAGGCCUGUAUGCCUCCACCAGCGCCUCCACAGGAAGACGCCGUCCACAUUGAGAGGGUUGUUCUCCGCGGCGUCUCGCGAAUAAAAGGUGACAGAGAGUACAACUUUAAGGUGACGUGGUCGGACUCCUCCUCCAGCACUGUUACCAAAACCCAUUCGGAACUGGAGAACUUUCUCUUGAAGCUCCCAAAACACCGACGUAACGAGUCGUUCGAAAGAGGCCUGGAUCAUCUCCUGCGGCAGGAGGAGCACAGGGGCACGGAGGAGAGGCUCAGGACUCUCCUCCUGUCGGCUCCUCCAGGCUUCACGCGGGACAGGGCUGUGUGCUGCUUCUUUGCCUCAGACUGUGGUCUGAGCGGUGAGGCCUAUCGAGAAGCCGCCUCCGAUGGCUCCAGUCAGGACGAAGAGUCCUAUGUUCAGGGCUACAAGAAAAAGCACAGGAACAAGAGUCCAAGCUUGACUCGCAGUGAGAGCCACAUCACAGAGUACGGAAAGGGUGAAAGCCGCAACUACGCACAGCCCACUUCCAGGAGUAAAGGAAAGACCAAGGCGGCUCUCAACGGAGGUGUGGCUGCGUGCGUGCAGUGGAGGGAGGCGGCGUCUGGCCCGGACACGCUCGGGGAGAGUUCUUCGGGGCGCUCCAGUUGUGCGUCCAGCCCACAGCACCGAGCCACAGACAGCCUGGACAGUGAGGAGGAGCAACACUGGAAACAAAGCCCUGCAUACCCUGUGAGCCACUUGGACAACACUGACGGCCUCCGAGCGGAUCCUCUCGUGGCCCUGAGACAGCAGAGUCAGAUGGAGGCUGUGAGGGCAGACGCCGCAGACAUCGGGGCACUUUCCUUCAUGCCAUUCACUCUGCCUCUUGGAGCUCCUGGGGCAGUGAGGAUGCAUCUGCCCCCAGCCAUGGCAGGCCCUGGUCUUAUGAUGGAACCAGAAAAGGGAGACCAUGUCACUACGUUUGGAGUAUCACCGAUUGGUCUCCCGCCUCCAGAAGUCCCUGCCAUGCAGCCGCUGGUUCAGAGGUUCAAAUCUCUGUCCCACGGAGGAGACUCCCCCACGUGUCUCACUGCCCCCCCGACUCCUCUGCCCACCCCCAUCAGAGCCAUCAGUGUUAUGUCCACCAGCCUUCCUUCUUUAUCUGCCAGUGUGAAGCCGCCUUUACCGUGUCCUGAAGCUGCUUCCAUGGGCAUUCCCGUGGUGGACUCUCCGCACGGCAAACUCCCGGCCUUAAACCUGCCCUACCCGCUGCUCUCCACGCGUUCCUCCGUCAUGAGCAGCGUGGAGCCGGCAGGGGCCCCAGCGGCGCCUGUUCAGGGACUCUUACAGGGUGCUGUCGCCCCAGUGGUGCCCACACACACCCCAGGGCCAGCCCCCAGCCCCAGCCCUACCCUGCCCCCCAGCAUGGCCCACAGCGACUGUACGUCUUCCAGCCCUAGUGAGGUGUGUGUGGAGGGGCCCGUGCAGAGGCCCCAGGUGCUCAGCUGUGGGGUGUGUGGCUGUCAGUGUGGCGGUCGCCCCGUCAGUCCCUCUCCCAUGUUCUUCCAUCAGGUCGGUGCCGGGGCUCGGCCUCUUGUCGGCUUGCAACACCUGUUCCCGCUCACAAACUACCUCCCGCAGGCGCACGCUGCGCCUCAGCCCCAGUCCAAUGGAACCACUCUGCCCCUGUACGCUCCCUAUGGGCCGCUGCACACAGAGCUGCUGGGGCUGCAGCAGCAGAUGCCCGCCUCCUUCUGCCAGCGCCUGUACCCUCAGCACUUCCCGGGGCCCGUGAGCCUGCUGCCCGCUGCUGCACUGGGGGGAGGCCUCAACAAGAAGAACGGGAUGGUGUCCUGUCCCAACUGUGGGCUGAGCGGUCACUACACUCACGACUGUAACCAGCCCUCCAUCGAUUCUACACAUCAAGGAGGCUUCCGUCUGAAGUACGCUGCGUCCCACAAUUCAGAAGCGCCUGAAAAAGCUGAAGGGGCGGACCUUCGUCAUGACCGCCACCCUCACCCUCACCAUACCCUCACCAUGCCCUCACCAUACUUCUACCCUCAUCAUACCUGCACCCUCACAAAACCUCUUCCCUUACCACAACUGCCACCCUACACCAUACUUCUUACUUUACUCCCACCAUCACCAAUGCCCUCACCGUGCCUCCCCCUCACCGCACCUCCCCCCUCAGUGACCUGUGACCCCCCAGCAGGUGGUACCCCUGGACACAUGCAGCACAUGAGCUAA